UUGUACUUGUUUGUUUGUGCGUCGAGAACACAUACGAUAGUAGCAAGUAGCAAGUGAGUGAGGCGGCAACAACUCAGAGAACACAGUUGACUAUGAAGACGUUGGUAGUAUUCGCGCUGUUCGUGUGUGCAGUCGCGGCGGUUUCGCACAAGUUGACUAAGCGCUUCGGUGUGCCGAUAGAGGCAGAGAUCGGCUGCGCUAGUGAUGGCGGCAACGCAACGUUCGUCGCCGACCCGUCCGACUGUGCAGUGUUCUACUACUGUGAUCAUAGCUGGCCACGAAUAAGCUUCUGUCCGACAGGUACAAUUUGGAGCCAGUCUGAUCGUCACAAUGGAAGAUGUGAGCGGCCGGAAAGGGCAUAUAACGACGCUUGUGGUUUUACGUACAAUGCCCCACGUGGCGAGGGCGGUGACAUACCAAAGAGUGGAGCUUGCGAUGUCUACUGCCCCGGCACUUACGAGGAGUGCAUUGGCUACACGGAGAUCUGUGACGGCUUUCAGCAAUGCAAGGACGGUAGCGACGAGAGGGGCUGCGCGGCUCCGUGCAACCCCGACGAUUGCAAACUGCCCGACUGUCGCUGCUCGGGCACCGACAUUCCUGGAGGGCUGCUGCCUAGUGAAAUACCACAGAUUGUUCUACUGACCUUCGAGGGAGCUGCGCGUAUAGAGGACUAUCAGCACCUGUACCUGCAGAUCUUCAACAAAAUCGGACGCGACAGGCGCCGCGUACCUAGAACCAACGCUAAUGGCUGUCCGCUCGGAGCCACAUUCUUCGACAUUAACCAGUUCACCGAGUUCGUAGUCCUUCAAGGACUAUACACCCAGGGUGUCGAAAUCGCCUCGUUAUCUCUCAGCCACCAGUCUCCAGCAUCCUACUGGCGCGACGCCCCGCAGCACGUGUGGCAGGCAGAGAUUGCCGAUCACCGCAGCACGAUGCAGUCCCUGGCUCGCAUCAACCCGGCCGAUGUGAAAGGCAUGCGCGCACCCUACCUACAGCUCGGUGGCAACAUGCAGUUCGCCAUGUUGAAGGACGAGGGAUUCCAGUGGGACAAUUCGUGGCCGACCCAGCAGAUGAAUCCGCCAAUGUGGCCCUACACUCUCGAUUACAGAUCAACUCAGGAAUGCGUAGUGCCUCCCUGUCCUACCGCCGCGUUUCCCGGAGUGUGGGAAGUCCCCAUGGUCGACUAUUUGGAUACAAACAAUACCGUCUGUGCAUCUGUCGACAACUGCUACUUCCCAGAGAACAAGGAGGAGGCUCUCGAACUUCUCAGGUCUAAUUUCGAUAGACACUACCAGAGUAACAGAGCCCCAUUCCCCAUACAUGUGCGUCCACGAUGGUUCUAUGAAGCGCAAUACAACUUGGAGGCUCUUCAAGAAUUUAUUGAUGACAUGAUAGGUAAGGAGGACGUGUGGUUCACGACGAUCAGUCAGGCGAUCGAAUGGAUCCGCAACCCGACCCGCUCAAGCCGCGCCGCCGAUACCUUCAACUGUGACUUCCUGCGCAGUAGGGAACCGGUGUGCGAUCACCCGCGCUUUUGCGCUUACUACAACGUCACCAUGCCCCCGAACAGCGCCGAGCACCCCGGCGACCGCUACUUCCACACCUGCGCUGACAUCUGCCCUGCGCACUACCCGUAUCUGGGAGUCCCUCUCGGACAAUAACCGCACCACCCGGUGGCGCCAUCUAGCGAAUAACACGCGGCGGAUAAUUAUUUAGAUUCAUAUGUACUCGGCGCAGUUGUCCUUAUGAUAAUAAUUACGAAUCUAUAGCUUUUAACACUAGCGAUAUUCUAUGCAGAUAUUAUUAUAUCGUGUUUAUCCGGGGGCGAUGCGUACGUAUAGUCAAGUUAACAAACGCAUUUAUCUUGUCCAAUCGGUAAACAGCUUAUGAGAAUUUUACGAAAGUAAUCAUUAGCGGUGAGAAGCACCAAAGUACAUUUAUCUACAUUCCUACGAGCGUUAAUUUGGUAUCAGAUACUAGAAAUUAUGCGGCUUAGUAAUGUGGGGAAUAAUGUAAGAAGAUAGAUAGGUCGAGCAUGCUUUCCGUCUGGAGUAAAUCUCUAUACGAUUCCAAAUCGGAGCGAUUGCCGAUAGCGGAAGCAAGCCUGACGUAGUAGACGAAGAGUAAGCGCGUGUAGAUUCUCCAAUGUGUAUAUGAACGUUUCAUCUCGUUUUUAGCAGCUUAUUUUACGCUCAAACUGUAAAUAAUCUGUAAACCGAAUCGGCGUUGAAGCCCGUUUAUAUAGAAGCAAUUAAAAAUAACACGGUUGGGUUCGUACUCGAUCAUAAGUUCAGAAGUUUGCUUAGCACGCUGCUUGCGAUGCGGUGAUCAUCGAGCGCGUGCGGUUCACCAGUUCGACGUAUUCACCAGUAUUAUAUAUACACUGUCUUAAUCCGGAUUUAUAUUAUAUUCCCAGUUUCACCUGUGAUGUUUAACCGUACUAGUGGACUCACAGCGUGUGUGAAGGUUGUAUAAACUAACAUGGAUGCGUGUUUCAAUAACCUUUAAGGCUCACGUACAGACGCAAUAUCGAAAAAAUUAUUUUUAUGUUCCGCAAGUUUCUGACCAGCGCCUGCAGAUGUCUCAACACAUUCGUGAAAAAUUGAUUAUUGAUAGUUAUAUCAAAAUAUCAUAUAACCCUAACGACUGAGUGUGGAAUUUGUCAGUAUGAUUACAUUCUCUAAAAUGCAUGUAAAAAUAUUGUAUCGAUCUUGCAUCAAAAUGGAUACGUUCCUGUGCAUGCAGCUGGUCCUACAUUUUUACUUUAUACAAAAUUUAUACAAAACUUUGUCCCACACAAUGAAAAAUUCUUUGUUUAAACAUUUAUACAUUUAUAUACGUUCCGUAUUAUAACUGUUCUUAAUUUUUGUCGCCACCAUAACGGAAUCCUUUAUACCUGCGAUACGCAAUAUUGUCGAACUGUCUAAACGCACUAUUUUUACUGUUAAUACCGGAGUGUAGACGUAUGCCAAGUAACAUUUCGUCAUACAAACGUUAAAUUUGAGGGUACAAUUUCGAGAAAAAAAAUUAAAUGAAAAUUUUAAAUUAUCGGUUUACUUAGAACGUGCGAACGCUAGCAAUAUUAUAUAUUUAUAUACAUACAUAUUUAUUAUUAAUUACAUCUUUGCUCAAAAUGAUUUUAGUACAAGAUGCAAUUUAUGUGUAGGAUAAGAUUUUACUUUAAAAACGAGAUAAACUCGCCAUAGGCAUGUAUUUUGUAAAAAUUUAUUUUUUAUACAUGUAUAUGUGUGUGAGCAAGACUGAAUAAAUGAUAUUAUCAAACUAA
This is a messenger RNA of Priapulus caudatus, 3286 nucleotides long. RefSeq lists its product as uncharacterized. Gene Ontology annotation, biological process: carbohydrate metabolic process. Gene Ontology annotation, molecular function: chitin binding; protein binding. The transcript has 11 exons. Gene Ontology annotation, cellular component: extracellular region. The record is from RefSeq and is a predicted model, not a curated record. The coding region runs from base 93 to 1661 and encodes 522 amino acids. Lineage: Eukaryota; Metazoa; Priapulida; Priapulimorpha; Priapulimorphida; Priapulidae.